AUCCUAAAGUUAAAACACAGAAUCCCUAAAGAAGAUAAGAAGAAAUGCCAUAGAUAAAAACAACCCAUGUUCACUUUUUCUCUCUCUACACAUUGAAAUUCAACAUCAACAGCAAAAAAAAAGUUGAUAAGAAUCCUUUUUCUCUUUCUUUCUUUGUGUGUGUGUCUAGCUAGGGUUUGCAUUUCUUUCACAAUUUUGGUUGUUUCAGUAGGAGAGAAAAGAGGAUCUAAGAGUUAGCCAAGAGAAGAAAUUAGUGAGAAAGUAAAGUAGAAAAAGAUCAUCAGGGGGAAGGAGGGAUGGGUAGAGGAAGAGUUGAGCUGAAGAGGAUAGAGAACAAGAUAAAUAGACAAGUCACUUUUGCAAAGAGGAGAAAUGGAUUGCUCAAAAAAGCUUAUGAACUAUCUGUGCUUUGUGAUGCUGAAGUUGCUCUACUCGUUUUCUCUAAUCGUGGAAAACUCUAUGAAUUCUGCAGCACAAACAAUAUGCUCAAAACACUUGAUAGGUAUCAAAAGUGCAGCUAUGGAACAUUGGAAGUCAAUCGGUCAAUCAAAGAUAAUGAGCAAAGCAGCUAUAGGGAAUACUUGAAACUCAAAGCCAAAUAUGAGUCACUGCAGCGAUAUCAAAGACACCUUCUUGGAGAUGAGUUGGGGCCUCUGACUAUAGAUGAUCUUGAGCAUCUUGAAGUCCAACUAGAUACUUCCCUCAAACACAUUAGGUCCACCAGGACUCAAAUGAUGCUUGACCAGCUCUCUGAUCUUCAAACUAAGGAGAAAUUGUGGAAUGAGGCUAACAAGGUUCUUGAAAGAAAGCAGAUGGAAGAGAUAUAUGCUGAAAACAACCUGCAACAAACAUGGGGAGGUGGUGAGCAAAGUCUCAAUUAUGGUCAGCAGCAACAUCCUCAAUCUCAGGGUUUCUUCCAACCUCUAGAAUGCAACUCUUCCUUGCAAAUUGGGUACGAUCCAAUAACAACUUCAAGCCAAAUAACAGCAGUAACAAAUGCCCAAAACGUGAAUGGUAUGAUACCUGGUUGGAUGCUGUGAAUCAAAAGGUCCUACGCUCCCUUAUCUUCAGCUUUGCAUAAAAGCAUAUGAAGUAGUACUAUAUUUCUAUAAUAAAGGAAAACUUCAGUACCUUUUUGUUCAGCAAAAUGUUAUCGAUAAUACUAAUUAAGGUGAACCAUUUUCUUUGCAUAAAAACAAACCUGUUUGCGUGGAAAUGUUUUAUUUUAUUCAUAUCAUAUUGUGGAUGUUGCUGAAAGAUGA
Molecule: messenger RNA, 1262 nt
Organism: Solanum tuberosum (potato)
Lineage: Eukaryota; Viridiplantae; Streptophyta; Magnoliopsida; Solanales; Solanaceae
Product: developmental protein SEPALLATA 1
Exons: 8
Coding region: 297-1040 (247 amino acids)
Biological process (GO): positive regulation of transcription by RNA polymerase II
Cellular component (GO): nucleus
Molecular function (GO): RNA polymerase II transcription regulatory region sequence-specific DNA binding; protein dimerization activity; DNA-binding transcription factor activity
Source: RefSeq, a predicted model, not a curated record